AUGUACAAUGCUGACCGACGUUCGAAAGAAUUCAUUGAUGGCCUGCAUUAUUUUUUGUCUGUGGCUGAGGCAAACAAGCAGAAUGGUUUUAUGUGCUGCCCGUGUGUUCAUUGCAACAAUAACAAGGAUUACUCAUCUUCAAGAAUUCUACACAGCCACAUUUUCGCAAAUGGUUUCAUGAAAAAGUAUGUUUGUUGGACGAAGCACGGAGAACAGGGGGUUACCAUGGAAGACAAUGAAGAAGAAGAUUUUGACGACCACUUUCCCGGGAAUGCUGGAAUCGGUGCAUUCGAUGACGAUAUUCCCAUGGAAGAGCCCGAAGUAGAUGUAGCAGAAAAUGAUCCCAGCGACGAUCUGGGGCAAGCAUUGCACAAUGUGCAGGCAGACUGUGAGAGUGAAACGGAGAGGUUGAAGUUCCAGAAGUUGUUAGAGGACCACCAUAAGUUGUUGUACCCAGAUUGUCAAAAUGGAUUUAAGAAACUUGGCACCACCUUGGAGUUGCUGCAAUGGAAGGCGACAAAUGGUGUAUCCGACAAGGGAUUUGGUGAAUUACUCAAACUUGUUAAAAAAAUGCUUCCUAAGGACAAUGAAUUGCCUGCCACAACGUAUGAAGCCAAACAACUUGUUUGCCCUUUGGGACUGGAAGUGCAAAAGAUACAUGCAUGCCCCAAUGACUGCAUCCUCUACCGAGGCGAGUACGAGAAUUUGGAUGCAUGUCCCGUAUGCAGUGCAUUGCGUUACAAGAUUAGAAAAGAUGAUCCUGGAGAUGUCGAGGGAGAGCCUCCCCGGAAGAGAGUUCCUGCGAAGGUCAUGUGGUAUUUGCCUAUAAUACCACGUUUGAAGCGUCUGUUUAGAAAUAAAGAUAAUGCUAAGUUGAUGCGAUGGCACAAAGAGGAACGCAAGAAAGACUCGAUGUUGAGACACCCCGCUGAUGGGUCGCAGUGGAGAAAAAUAGAUAGAACGUACCCUAAAUUUGCUUUGGAUGCGAGAAACAUAAGGUUCGGUUUGAGUACGGAUGGCAUGAAUCCUUUUGUGCUUAUCCCGGGUCCAAAGCAGCCCGGAAAUGACAUUGAUGUGUACCUAAGACCAUUGGUCGAAGAACUCUUAUUGCUCUGGGGCGAUGAAGGUGUACGGAUGUGGGAUGAAUACAAACAGGAAAACUUCAACCUACGAGCAUUGCUGUUCGUAACGAUCAAUGACUGGCCUGCUCUUAGUAACUUGUCAGGACAUUCGAACAAGGGAUACAAAGCAUGCACACACUGUUUAGAUGAUACCGAUAAUAUAUGGUUGACUCACUGUAAGAAGGUUGUAUACAUGGGUCAUCGUCGGUUUCUUCCCAUCAGGCAUGCGGUACGAAAGAAGGGCAAGCAUUUCAAAGGCCAAGCGGACCACCGAACAAAACCGAUGCACCGUAGUGGUAAAGACGUCUUCAACAUGGUAAAAGAUCUAGAAGUUGUUUUUGGAAAGGGAUCUGGUAGCCAACCUGUUCCGAACGAAAAUGGAAUGGCGCCCAUGUGGAAGAAGAAAUCUAUAUUUUGGGAGCUACCAUAUUGGGAAGUCUUAGAUCGAGAUAAUGGACGACAAUACUUAAGUCCUGCCAGCUAUACUCUUAGCAAGGAAGAGAAAGAAACCAUGUUUGACUGCUUGAGCAGUAUAAAGGUUCCAUCUGGAUACUCAUCCAAUAUAAAAGGAAUCUUAAAUUUGGCAGAGAAGAAAUUUACAAAUCUCAAGUCCCAUGACUGCCAUGUGCUUAUGACCGAACUUCUUCCGGUUGUGCUGCGGGGGAUUCUGCCUGAUAACGUCCGGUUAACCAUCGUGAAGAUAUGUGCCUUCCUCAACGCAGUUUCUCAGAAGAUAAUUGACCCGGAGAAUUUGAUAAAGCUGCAAAACGAUGUGGUGCAAUGUCUUGUUGGCUUUGAGCUGAUAUUUCCACCAUCUUUCUUCAACAUCAUGACACAUCUUCUAGUGCACCUUGUCAAAGAGAUUGAUAUUCUUGGACCAGUAUUUCUACACAACAUGUUCCCAUUCGAAAGGUUCAUGGGGGUACUCAAGAAAUGUGUUCGUAAUAGAGCUCGUCCAGAAGGAAGCAUCGCCAGUGCCUACGGAACUGAGGAGGUCAUUGACUUUUGUGUUGACUUUAUUGAUGACCUUAAACUGAUUGGAGUCCCUGAAUCGCGAUAUGAGGGGAGACUAACUGGAAAGGGUACAUUAGGAAAGAAAUCUUAUGUCUGCACAGAUGAUUUCUCAUUCAAGAAAGCGCAUUAUACGGUUCUUCAACAAUCAUCCUUGGUUGACCCAUAUAUCGAGGAACACAAGAAAAUUCUGCUCUCCAAUUUCCCGGAAAAGGGACCAUCUUGGAAUAUCUUAACAUACCAAGGGUACGAGAUAAAUGGAAACACAUUUUAUACGAUAGCCCAAGAUAAAAAGAGUACCAACCAAAACAGCGGUGUUCGUAUGGAUGCCACGGACAAUAAUGGAAAAAAAGACACAUAUUACGGCUACAUUGAAGAGAUAUGGGAGCUGGAUUACGGUCCCAAUUUCAAGGUGCCUCUAUUUCGUUGCCAAUGGGUUAAGCUAUCUGGAGGAGGGGUAACAAAAGAUGAGUAUGGGAUGACAAUAGUUGAUCUCAACAAUCUUGGGUAUAGAGACGAGCCAUUUGUCCUAGCCCAGGAUGUCGCUCAGGUUUUCUACAUUAAGGACAUGUCCAGCAAGCCAAAGAAGGGGAUCAACAAGCAAAAGGAUGAGCCUAAGCGACACAUAGUUCUAUCAGGAAAGAGAAACAUCGUUGGAGUGGAGGACAAGACAGACUUUUCAGAAGAAUAUAAUAAUUUUGUUGCCAUUCCACCUUUCGAAGUAAAUGCUGAUCCAUGCAUCCUGCUAGCCAAUGAUGAUGCUCCAUACUUGCGCCGUGAUCAUAAUCAAGGGACAUUUGUGAAGAGCAUUGCCAAGCUGCCUCCUAGCUCGCCGAAGGAGGGCGAUCAGUUGGGUGAUUCCGCUGAUGGCGUGGCAGGGAAUGUGGCCGUCGGGGAGGCGGAUAAGAAAUCUCCAGCUGCAAGCGCUGACAAACAGGGCGAGGAACGACCGAAGAGUUCCUCGGAUGCGGCCAAUGUUGAUCUAAUCCCACUGGGGAGGCCGCAGCAGGAGGUGGAGAAGGCGGUCGUGGAGUCGACUGGCGUUGCCCAGGGGAUUCUGGGCUGCCAUUCUGCUCUUGCUGAUAAUUCUGCUCUGAAAGAUAAGGCCUCCAAGCUGCAGGAGAAGGCCAAGGCUGCUGCCAAGGUGAAGAAAGAUGCUGUGGAGAGGCUGACCAAGAUCAAGGUUGAUGCUGACAAGUAG
Panicum virgatum (switchgrass) is the source of this 3333-nucleotide messenger RNA. RefSeq lists its product as uncharacterized. The transcript is spliced from 8 exons. The coding region runs from base 1 to 3333 and encodes 1110 amino acids. The record is from RefSeq and is a predicted model, not a curated record. Lineage: Eukaryota; Viridiplantae; Streptophyta; Magnoliopsida; Poales; Poaceae.